Messenger RNA from Oreochromis niloticus (Nile tilapia), 1542 nucleotides. RefSeq names its product gastric intrinsic factor. Bases 118 to 492 code for a protein of 124 amino acids. Gene Ontology annotation, biological process: cobalamin transport. The record is from RefSeq and is a predicted model, not a curated record. Lineage: Eukaryota; Metazoa; Chordata; Actinopteri; Cichliformes; Cichlidae. The transcript is spliced from 5 exons. Gene Ontology annotation, molecular function: cobalamin binding.
UUCCUAAUCUGUAGUUCAGCUUCAACUUGAGGAGGAGGAACUGUUCAACUGAAAAGUUACAACCUCCACGGCUGCAUUCUUACACAUUUAUUGAAAACAGAACGUGAAAAAGUUGAAAUGAAGAAGCCUGCUCUCCUCUCUGCAGUCCUGCUGCUGCUGUUUUUUGUUGGGACAUCAGCUCAGGGUAACACUAACUUCAAAGUGCAGGUGAAUGUGUCACCCAAGAACAUUAAGACCUACAGCACUUCUACUGCUUAUAGAGGAAGCCUCUUCGGUGGACUGACGAGACUGAAAUACUCAAACCAAGGUUUCAACUUUCAGUACAUACCAUAUGAUGACUAUGGACCAUUCCUUCAGAGUGUAAAUGGUUUGGCAGGAAAUUCAUCAUACUACUGGCAACUGCUGAGUGGUACAACCCCACUCGAUGUUGGUAUGGGAUGUUACCUUCCAACAGCAAAUGAAGUCGUCACCCUGAAAUACACGAAAAUUUAAGACCAUCUAAAGUCUUAUUGUGACUUACGGUCAACCAAUACACUUUGAUCUUUGGCAAGUUGAGGUUAAUAAUUGACUUGUUGUGUCAUUUUUUUGCUUGGGAGUCUUCUAAUCAUAAAACGGUAGCCUAUCACUAGCUUACAUUCUUUUACUGGGUUUCUGUCAGACUUUAUGAAUUAAGAUUACAGCGUUAAUCUACAAUUCUGCCACAGUGUAGUAAUCUGGAGUAAGAGAAAACUCCAUCAGUCACAAGAGCAAUCAGUAAAACAUAUACAACACUUGCGUAUUAGUCAACUGAAGUUCUUGAACUGUUUUUUAAUUUACUGCCUUUAUGGCAACUUUUAUUGUGUUUGAGAGCAAUUAGUAGUUUCUCAACUUGCCCCUGAGUGCCAUAAUUUUACGUUCAAAUUCCAUUAUUUGAUGCUUACAAGUGCUCUCAGUUUUACUGUAAAGAGAUGGUGUGGUUAUACAGUAGACUGCCCAGAGGCUGCUGGCCAGCAAAAACAGCAAGGGGGGUCAGCUGCUGACUCCAUGUCAAAAUAGCUUCUUUAUCCUGCAAAUCAAGUUAUCAACAGCUUGCGAGUCAAAAGGCUUCUGAGAUUGACUGGGCUGCUGACCUCCCCUAUUUUUGAGCUUUUUGGGGCUCCUAGAGGGGUGUGAGAGGGGCAAAAUAAGAUCAAAUUCAUUGUUGAAUCAUUUUUGUAUGAGUGCAUUUUUAUUGUUGAAUAAAAUGUUACUGAUUAUUAGUGUUAUCUUCUGCAGGCAUUAAAUAAAACAUGUAACUUGUAGUCAACGUACAAUGUUUCUAGCCUUGGUUUGUUUUAUUUUUAGACAAGUUUUAUUUAAAGUGUUGUUAGCAUGUCCACCAUUAUAUAUCCUAAGACUAAGAAAGGUCUAGACCGAGGAUGUGAAAAUUAAGACCAGAGGCCAGAAACGGCUGUGAGAUUAUCAUACUAUCUUAUGCCACCUUAUCCUUCUAAUCAAAGAAUUGUUGAAUCAUUAUACAGCUAUAGGCCACAUUAUGCCUUGGAUUAAAAAUUGUGAAAUCAU